AUGGAACUGUUUAACCAGUCGUCUUCAAGCAGAUUUAUUCUUCUCGGUUUGUCCACUGUUCCAUACUUGAAGGUCAUUGGUUUCCUUUCCUUCUUGGUCAUUUAUUUGAUAACAUUGUCAGCAAACCUUGUACUGAUCAUUGUGGUGAGGAUUAAUCCAAAGCUCGAGACUCCCAUGUACUUUUUUCUUGUGAAUCUCUCCUUCAUUGACAUCUGCUUCUCUACCACUGUGGUCCCUAAACUCUUAUAUAACACGUUGGCCAAAGACAGGAGCAUCUCUCUACUAGAAUGUGCUGUUCAGAUGCAAUUUCAUUUGGCUUUCGGGUCUACAGAGUGUGUCAUACUUGCAGUCAUGGCCUAUGAUAGAUUUGCUGCCAUCUGUAAACCGCUGCACUACAAUGCCAUCAUGAGCUGGAAGAGCUGUAUAUGUCUGGCUACUGUGUCAUGGACCAUAGGCCUCCUUAACUCUAUAAUACAUGUGAUCUACACCUUUGAGAUGUCCUUCUGCAACCCCCAUGUCAACCACUUUUUUUGUGAGGUACCCCCAUUUUUACAAAUAUCCUGCAGUGAUACUUGGCUCCAUGAGGUAGCCAUGUAUAUUUCAGCAGGGACCAUAGGUAGCUUAUCCUUUUUCUUGACCUUGAUUUCAUAUAUUCAUAUUCUUUCCACCGUCUUCAAGAUCAGUUCUUCUCAAGGAAGGUACAAAGUUCUCUCCACAUGUGCCUCCCACAUUACUGUGGUGACUAUCUACUAUGGGACCCUUAUGAUUCUGUAUUUACGUCCACAUUCCCGUUCCUUUCCAAAUGUAGACAAUUCUGUCUCCAUCCUCUACUCAGCCGUGACACCCAUGCUAAACCCCAUCGUCUACAGUGUCCGAAAUAAAGAUGUCAAAAACACUUUAAGACAGAUUUUUGUUAAAUAG
Messenger RNA from Bufo bufo (common toad), 921 nucleotides. Its product is annotated as olfactory receptor 5G3-like. Gene Ontology annotation, cellular component: membrane. Bases 1 to 921 code for a protein of 306 amino acids. Gene Ontology annotation, biological process: G protein-coupled receptor signaling pathway. The transcript has a single exon. Gene Ontology annotation, molecular function: olfactory receptor activity; G protein-coupled receptor activity. The record is from RefSeq and is a predicted model, not a curated record. Lineage: Eukaryota; Metazoa; Chordata; Amphibia; Anura; Bufonidae.